AUGCGUUACCCAAGUGAUCCUCCGCCCCCGCCGCCAUCACCACAGCCGCCGCCGCCGCCGCCACCACCUGUCUGCAAUCAUGAAAUGCUACUACCUCCGCCACCACCUCCCGUUGCAUGUAACCAUGCUCCGCCACCAUCAUCGCCACCACAACGGUCACCGCUGCCACCAACCCUGGAAAAGGCACCACCGCCACCACCACUGCAACCCUUUCCUACUCCACCGACAACUACUAUCCCACCCCCAUCACCGAAACAAUAUUCAACUGCACCUCCACCUGCAUACGGUUAUGCAAUGCCACCACCUCCGCCACCGCCUCCAGUUGCAUGUAAGAAUGCUCCACCAGUGUCGCUGCAACCACCGUCAUCACCACCACCGUCCUUGAACGACGCGCCACCACCACCACAACCCUUUUCUCCUCCACCUCCAACUACUGCGUCAGUCCCAUCACCUAUGCCACCGCCUCCUGUUGCGUCUACGGAUGCUCCACCAGAGUCACUGCCACCACCACUGUCACCACCACAACCCUUUUCUCCUCCAUCUCCAAAUAACGCCCCAGCCCCAUCACCACAACCAUCUUCCACCGCACCGCCAACGCAUAACAAGUUGUUUACUCCCGCACCAAUGCCUUAUCCUAGACUGAACCCCGCAACAGCGUCUUCGCCCGAAGUAGGGCCAUCUCCCCAUGGCCAUGCCCUGCCUCCACCGGGACAUCACAGCGCGCAUUCCAUAGCCGUCUUCGUCUCGCUUGGUGGGGUCUUCCUCUUCGCAUUCCUCGCCGUGGGUCUCUUCUGCUUGGCUAAGAAGAAGAAGAAGCAGCCGGUGAUGGUUCCGGCGGCUGCUUAUGUCGGCGAACAUGAGGCUGUCUCGACGGGUUCAUAUGAUCAGCAACGGGAGACGGCUGGUGCCGAUGCUUUGUCUUCGCCAACGGAGGACUUUGAGCCAUUGUCGUAUUCCCCGCGCCACCAGCAGUCGGGAUGA
Messenger RNA from Malania oleifera, 981 nucleotides. RefSeq names its product protein TRACHEARY ELEMENT DIFFERENTIATION-RELATED 7A-like. NCBI's taxonomy places the organism in Eukaryota, Viridiplantae, Streptophyta, Magnoliopsida, Santalales, Ximeniaceae. The transcript has a single exon. The record is from RefSeq and is a predicted model, not a curated record. The coding region runs from base 1 to 981 and encodes 326 amino acids.